AUGCGACUGGUAGCUGUAAACCCAGACUCUGCAACCUUUGCCAGUAUCUUUCCAGGCCGUGUGAAAGUGGGAGCUUUACAACGGAGUAUGGACAUCCGCCCUGGGAAGCUGGAAAGGAAUUUUGUCAGAUGCUGUUGCUGCAGCUACCCUGGUAGACAUGUAUGCAAAAUGCGUAAGCUUCGACAAGGCUUCACUGUUGUUGGAGCAGGAACACUUGUUCCCACGGUCGCUGUGUUUUCUUCCCGGGGACCGAGUGGAGGGUAUCCAUUUAUUCUGAAGCCUGAUAUGAUUGCUCCGGGCGUCAACAUUUUGGCAGCCGUGCGAAAUGAUUACGAUUUUAAAUCGGGGACUUCGAUGGCCACCCCUCACGUGACCGGCAUUGCAGCGCUGAUAAAAGUCUUGCAUCCAAUGUGGAGCCCCGCCGCCACAAAAUCUGCUCUCAUGACGUCUUCUUACAUUGUUGACAACACAAAUCAGCCCAUCGCAGAUUUAUCUACCGUGUUGGAAGCUGACCCCUUUGCUACGGGUGCAGGUCACAUAGAUCCCGAAGCUGCGGUGGAUCCUGGGCUUGUCUACGAUAUGGAGGCUCAAGACUACAUUAACUUUCUAUGCUUUCUCAACUACACCAAACAACAAAUUGCUCUUCUCUCCAAUGCGUCCUGCCCCAGCUCUACUUUGGCUGUCAUAGAUCUCAAUUACCCCUCAUUUACCAUGCUUUUAAAAUCCGACAGUCAAUCUGUUGAAGUCGACUACUCCAUCGGGUAUCGCCGUAACUCCAAAGCUGCAUCUCCGAUGGCCGAUGACAGACCCGAUCGUCAAAGGCGAAUCCAUCGGAUAUCGGCGUAG
This is a messenger RNA of Cryptomeria japonica (Japanese cedar), 846 nucleotides long. RefSeq names its product subtilisin-like protease SBT1.7. NCBI's taxonomy places the organism in Eukaryota, Viridiplantae, Streptophyta, Pinopsida, Cupressales, Cupressaceae. Gene Ontology annotation, molecular function: serine-type endopeptidase activity. Bases 1 to 846 code for a protein of 281 amino acids. The record is from RefSeq and is a predicted model, not a curated record. Gene Ontology annotation, biological process: proteolysis. The transcript is spliced from 2 exons.